Messenger RNA from Etheostoma cragini (Arkansas darter), 452 nucleotides. RefSeq names its product replication factor C subunit 2-like. Gene Ontology annotation, molecular function: DNA binding. The transcript is spliced from 3 exons. Gene Ontology annotation, biological process: DNA replication. The coding region runs from base 22 to 402 and encodes 126 amino acids. NCBI's taxonomy places the organism in Eukaryota, Metazoa, Chordata, Actinopteri, Perciformes, Percidae. The record is from RefSeq and is a predicted model, not a curated record.
CAUGAGACAGGAAGGAAAGACAUGAGACGGGCGCUGAACAACCUGCAGUCGACCCACUCGGGCUUCGGCUUCAUCAACAGUGAAAACGUGUUCCGGGUGUGCGACGAGCCCCACCCUCUGCUGGUGAAGGGCAUGCUGGGACACUGCGUGGCGGGCGCCAUCGAUGAUGCGUACCGCGUGGUGGAGACGCUGUGGGCGCUCGGCUACUCGCCUGACGAUAUCAUCGGCAACAUCUUCAGAGUCUGCAAGACCCUCCCCAUGGCAGAGUACCUGAAGCUGGAGUUCAUCAAGGAGAUCGGGUACACUCACAUGAGGAUGUCUGAAGGCGUGAACUCUCUGCUGCAGAUGGCCGGGCUGCUGGGGCGACUCUGCAGCAAGACGGCGCCCCCUGCUGCCAGCUGAAGGAACUGCUGCACACUCAGAGACUUUCAAUAAAUCAUCUUUUCACCGAU